AUGGGGUGCGCCAGGAGGAGGCGGCACACGGGGAUCCCGGGGUGCACGGGGGGUUCGUCCCGGGAGAGCCGGCGGGAUGCGGCACUGCUGCCGGGGCCACGCCGGGGCACUGGCGGCGAGCCGCGGGAGGCCCUGCGAGGCGGCUCCGCUGUGCCCCGGUGCCACCCCGAGCACUGCCCGGCCGGGAUGCUGCGGGCAAACCCCCCGCGGGGGGCACCGGGGGCUCCAGCCCGCCCCGGGGGUCGUGGGCAGCCGGGGGGCUGCGAGCCCUCCCCGGGGAGCCGUGGCCGGCUGAGGGGGGCCGGGGGGCUGCAGCCGCGGGGAGGGCUCUGCCAGCGGCCCGAGCGGCCGGGGCACCGCCGGGAGCGCUGCCGGCGAUCGGGGCUCUGCGCCCGGCCCCGCUCAGGGCAGCCAGCACGGGGGAUGCGAGCCCGGGGGGCGCUGGAAGGGGAGGAGGGGAGGGAGGGGAGGGGGGUCCGCAGCCGGCCGGGGGUCGCGGCGCCCCUCAGAGCGCGGCGGGCGGGAGGAGGCGGCAGCGGGGCACGGCCCCCCGCACGGCCCCGCCGCCCUCGGGGCUCCGCGAGCGGCCGCCGGCGGCUGCAACUUGCACGGGGGGGCCGCGAGCUUUGGGGCGCUGCGAGCGGCCGCGGGGCGCAGCCCUCACGCAGCCCCGGCGGCCGCGGCCGGCCGGGGAGGGGAGCGGGGCUGCCCCCGAAAGCCCCGCGCCCGGCCGAGGGGGCACGGCGGGAACCGCCGCGGCACGGCCGGCCCCAGGGCAGCCCGCAGGGGCAACCGGACACCGCGGACGGACGGACGGCCGCGCUGCCGCGGCCCCGCUCGGCCGGGGAGGCGGCGGGAACGCGCGGCCGCCGCUCGCCGCCCGCCCGCCCGCCCGGCCCCGCCGCGCCGCCGCCGACACGCCCCGCCCACCGCCCGCAGCGCCACGCCCCCCACGCCGGGCCACGCCCCCUGGGGCCGCCUCGCCCGCUUGGCCACGCCUACGGCCACGCCCCCUCGGCGCUGCCCUUAGCGCCCCCUGCUGGCCGGCGCUGCGCCCCCCGCCCCAAACGGAGCCGCCCCCCCACCGGGACCCCCGGACCCCCGGGACCCCCAGCCAACCCUGCCCCUGCUGCCCUCAGCCAGGAUUGA
This is a messenger RNA of Passer domesticus (house sparrow), 1149 nucleotides long. RefSeq names its product collagen alpha-1(I) chain-like. Lineage: Eukaryota; Metazoa; Chordata; Aves; Passeriformes; Passeridae. Bases 1 to 1149 code for a protein of 382 amino acids. The record is from RefSeq and is a predicted model, not a curated record. The transcript is spliced from 3 exons.